GUCUGUUUCCCGCCAGGUUCAGAGAGCGUGAGAGGAUUCCGCGGAAAGCUAUGGGGGAGAUCGAUGAGUUACCCAGACCCCGGAUCAACACCAGCAUGCUGGCCCGGUACAUGGGGCAGCCCGUGUGCUUCGUGGGCCGUGUGGAAAAGGUUAACCCUUUAGGGACGUCCUUUGUUCUCUCUGAUGGAGCGGGCAAGAACACAACGGUGGAGUUAUCAGAACCGCUGGAUGAAGAGUUAUCCGGAGUAAUAGAAGUUGUCGGAAAAGUUACCCAGAAGGCGACAAUAUUGGGCGUCUCCUACAUCCCAUUUCGGGAAGACGUUGGCUCUUUUGAUCUGGGGCUUUAUGAUGAAGCAUUAAAGAUCAUUCACGAAUUUCCACAAUAUUAUCCAUUUGGACUAAAAGCAGAAUAAUCACAUGCACCAUGUGUCCGGCCUCUUCUAUGCUGCAACUCAUU
Molecule: messenger RNA, 457 nt
Organism: Nanorana parkeri
Lineage: Eukaryota; Metazoa; Chordata; Amphibia; Anura; Dicroglossidae
Gene: RPA3
Product: replication protein A3
Exons: 4
Coding region: 51-413 (120 amino acids)
Biological process (GO): nucleotide-excision repair; base-excision repair; double-strand break repair via homologous recombination
Cellular component (GO): nucleus; DNA replication factor A complex; site of double-strand break
Molecular function (GO): single-stranded DNA binding; damaged DNA binding
Source: RefSeq, a predicted model, not a curated record